GGGACUGCUUGUAGUUCAUUCGAUCCGGCCUUUUCAAACAUAUCGGAAGUCCAUUACAAAAACACCAAAAAAAGUUUUAUAAAAAUUUUAUAUAAAAAAAAACUAAGUUUUGAUUUGUACGGCACCAUUCUAAAGUUUUAGUAAGCAUGGACGGAUUUUAUAGUAACAACGGUUGCGGUUCCAACAACAACGGCGGCUACUCCCAGAGUUCGAGGAGUGGCAACUGUGGAUCCUAUUGUGGCAGUUGCCCCAAUGGCCAGUGCCCCCGAAUGGAGGCGGGUGGCAAUGGCAAUGGGGCACAAGGCCAGAGCCGGCUUGGUUGUCCUGGCGGCAACUGUUGUCCCGGCGGAUGCUGUCCCACCGGAAGGUCGCGCUUCAAUCGAGACUGGCAGAAUGGCGGACGUCAGCACUAAAGAGCUGGCGCUUCUCUGCCCGACAAAUCGAACCACCUGCGAAAUGGACUUCCAUCUACACUUUACCCGAAUAGCUUGAAACACCAGAUAGGGAGAACAUCUACAAACGAGAGGAACACACGAAUGGGAAAGAAUGCCUACCGAACCCAGAUGAAAUUGUUGAACCAGAAAUUCAUUGUAACACAAAUAUACGAUCAACACAUUAUUAAAAAAAACAAA
Messenger RNA from Drosophila subpulchrella, 632 nucleotides. Its product is annotated as keratin-associated protein 5-5. Bases 147 to 413 code for a protein of 88 amino acids. The transcript is spliced from 2 exons. NCBI's taxonomy places the organism in Eukaryota, Metazoa, Arthropoda, Insecta, Diptera, Drosophilidae. The record is from RefSeq and is a predicted model, not a curated record.